CCAGAUUCCACACUUACCCCAGCUGUCAUGAGGAGUGCUAGACUCGUCGGGAAGUGUGGGUUGCCUUAAUCGUGACGCUAGCCGGAAGUGCGGCGCCGUUGGCGCAGGGCUCGCUGGGAAAUGUGGUCCCUUCUGGCGGACCGGGGCGGUGGCCGCAAGACCUGCAGACAGGGUGGCCAAUCCGGCGUGCACCCGGGAUGUCUGGGCCGGGUGGCUCCGGGGGCCCGAUCGGGGCCGGGGCCUUGGCAGGUGGGGCGCGCUCCAAGGUAGCUCCGAGUGUCGACUUUGACCACAGCUGCUCAGACAGUGUCGAAUACCUGACGCUCAACUUCGGGCCCUUCGAAACAGUUCAUCGGUGGCGGCGCCUCCCGCCCUGCGACGAGUUCGUGGGUGCCCGGCGCAGCAAGCACACAGUGGUGGCCUAUAAAGAUGCCAUCUAUGUAUUUGGUGGUGACAACGGGAAGACGAUGCUCAAUGACCUCCUGCGUUUCGAUGUGAAGGACUGCUCCUGGUGCAGGGCCUUUACCACUGGCACCCCACCAGCCCCUCGAUACCACCACUCAGCUGUUGUCUAUGGGAGCAGCAUGUUUGUUUUUGGGGGCUACACUGGAGACAUUUAUUCCAAUUCUAACUUGAAGAAUAAAAAUGACCUCUUUGAAUAUAAGUUUGCAACUGGCCAGUGGACAGAGUGGAAAAUUGAAGGACGGUUGCCAGUUGCCAGGUCAGCUCAUGGGGCCACGGUGUACAGUGACAAGCUGUGGAUCUUCGCUGGCUAUGAUGGCAAUGCCAGGUUGAAUGACAUGUGGACAAUUGGCCUCCAGGAUCGGGAACUCACGUGCUGGGAGGAGGUGGCCCAGAGUGGUGAGAUCCCACCAUCUUGCUGCAACUUCCCUGUGGCUGUGUGCCGGGACAAGAUGUUUGUAUUCUCAGGACAGAGUGGAGCCAAGAUAACUAACAACCUCUUCCAAUUUGAAUUCAAGGAUAAGACGUGGACACGUAUCCCCACUGAACACCUGCUCCGGGGCUCCCCGCCGCCCCCACAGCGGCGCUAUGGACACACCAUGGUGGCCUUUGACCGCCACCUGUAUGUGUUUGGGGGUGCAGCUGACAACACUCUUCCCAACGAACUGCAUUGCUACGAUGUGGACUUCCAGACCUGGGAGGUUGUCCAGCCCAGCUCUGACAGUGAGGUUGGUGGGGCUGAGGUGCCGGAACGAGCUUCCACUUCCGAGGAAGCACCCACCCUGACCUCUGAGGAGCGGGGUAGCUUCAAGAAGUCCCGGGAUGUGUUUGGCUUGGAUUUUGGUACUACCUUACCUAAGCAGCCCAGCCAGCCAGCCUCAGAGCUGCCCAGCGGGAGGCUCUUCCAUGCAGCUGCUGUCAUUUCUGAUGCCAUGUACAUCUUUGGGGGCACCGUGGACAACAACAUCCGGAGUGGGGAGAUGUACAGGUUCCAGUUCUCCUGUUAUCCUAAGUGCACGCUGCAUGAAGACUAUGGGCGGCUGUGGGAGAGCCGCCAGUUCUGUGAUGUGGAGUUCGUGCUGGGUGAGAAGGAAGAGUGUGUGCAAGGCCAUGUGGCCAUUGUCACGGCAAGGAGCCGCUGGCUCCGCAGGAAGAUCAUGCAGGCACGUGAGCGAUUGGCUCAGAAGCUGGAGGAGGAGGCAGCCCCUGCUCCCAGGGAGGUUCCUAGUGGAACAAGGCUGCCCCUGCUGCGUGUGGCCAUUCGAGAGGCUGAGGCCCGACCCUUUGAGGUGCUCAUGCUGUUUCUGUACACCGACAAGAUCAAGUACCCAAGGAAAGGCCAUGUGGAGGAUGUGCUGCUCAUCAUGGAUGUGUACAAGUUGGCGCUAAGCUUCCAGUUGUGCCGCCUGGAACAGUUGUGUCGGCAAUACAUUGAGGCCUCUGUGGACCUGCAGAAUGUACUGGUUGUGUGUGAGAGCGCUGCGAAACUGCAGCUGGGACAGCUCAAGGUGCGGGCAGGGGAACACUGCCUGAACUUCGUGGUGAAGGAGUCCCACUUCAACCAGGUGAUCAUGAUGAAGGAAUUUGAGCGCCUCUCAUCCCCACUGAUAGUGGAGAUUGUAAGGCGGAAGCAACAGCCACCCCCUCGCACCUCCUCAGACCAGCCCAUGGACAUUGGCACAUCUCUGAUCCAGGACAUGAAAGCAUACCUGGAGGGGGCAGGUGCAGAGUUCUGUGACAUCACUCUACUGCUAGAUGGGCAUCCACGGCCAGCUCACAAGGCCAUCCUGGCAGCCCGCUCUAGCUACUUUGAGGCCAUGUUCCGGUCCUUCAUGCCUGAGGAUGGGCAGGUGAACAUCUCCAUUGGGGAGAUGGUGCCCAGCAGGCAGGCCUUUGAGUCCAUGCUGCGCUACAUCUACUAUGGAGAAGUCAACAUGCCGCCUGAGGACUCCCUCUACCUUUUUGCUGCCCCCUACUACUAUGGCUUCUACAAUAAUCGGCUGCAGGCAUACUGCAAGCAGAACCUGGAGAUGAAUGUGACUGUGCAGAAUGUGCUGCAGAUCCUGGAGGCCGCUGACAAGACACAGGCAUUGGACAUGAAGCGGCACUGCCUCCAUAUCAUUGUGCACCAGUUCACCAAGGUCUCCAAGUUACCCACACUGCGGUCACUGAGCCAGCAGUUGCUGCUGGACAUCAUAGACUCUCUGGCCUCACACAUCUCUGACAAGCAGUGUGCAGAGCUGGGUGCUGACAUUUGAGAGCACCAUUGGUAUCAAACCAGCAUGGAAAAUGAUGCCAGAUUGGUUGGCCCACUGCAAAGAUUGCUCUGGCCAUUCCUGUGUCUGCAGUGAGCUGUUCCUGUGGAGUCAAGGAUCAGGGUGCUCAGAGCCUCCAAAUGGAGCUCAGCAGGUGCAGGGGACCCCAAAAACCUCAUUUCAUUGAUGUGGACAAAGGACCCACAGGGUUGGAAUAGUGAAAUAGAUCCCCUUUUAAGCUGUUACCUUUUCCUGGGUGGGAGGCCAUGAUUGAAGUGACUGGGACACUACAGGAGACAGGGGACCUGGGCAUCAACCAGUAAUGGGGAGACUAGGUUAACUUCAGAGUUGGGCAUGGGCUUUGGAACACUCAGCCUGGCCCCUGUGGUCUUAUGGAUUCAAGAGUAGUUUCCUGUUGUAAGGGCCCCUCUGACAUGGUAAAGGGGCCUUGGCAGAAUUACUGUGGCAUAAGGGAGUUCCCCUGCACACUGCCCCACAACUCUCAAGAGAAGUCCAUGUAAAGAGUACCUCUGCCCACCAGGACUUGGGAAUACAGACCAGUGACAGGAGGUCUGCUCUUGACUCUGGAGACUAAUUUUGGAGUAAAGAACCCGAGGUCAGUUCCCAGUGCAGCAUAGUCAUGCUGGGCUAGGAGUGGCUUCCAGAAGGACUGCAGAUUCCCAACUCAUCUCUGUGUAGGGGCAAAGCAGAAGUCAGCAGAGAUGCCCCCAAGUAUUUAAUCUGUCAUGGACAUGCUUCCAUUAAAGUCAAAGCAGUGCUACCUACA
Messenger RNA from Ictidomys tridecemlineatus (thirteen-lined ground squirrel), 3504 nucleotides. It is a transcript of the gene Lztr1, whose product is annotated as leucine zipper like post translational regulator 1. Gene Ontology annotation, molecular function: protein binding. The record is from RefSeq and is a predicted model, not a curated record. NCBI's taxonomy places the organism in Eukaryota, Metazoa, Chordata, Mammalia, Rodentia, Sciuridae. Gene Ontology annotation, cellular component: Golgi apparatus.